AUGAACAGCAGGUUUCAAGAAAAAGAUAAUGUCAACUAUGACGUAAAAGGGAUCGAACCUGCCAUCACUGAGACAGAAAGUAUCAGUCAAGAACCAUUUUCUACGUUUUCGAGUGAUAAUAACGAACUUACAAGUGAAGGCGGGUUGAACAAUACGUGGACGAGGUUCAAGAAUUCCUUCAAAAGAUUUGAACUCGAAGAGCUAGAUCCGAAUCUAACAGAUGCGGAGAAGAUUGCUAUCGCUACUGCUCGGUCACCAUUAAAACAUACAUUGAAAAAAAGACAUUUACAUAUGAUUGCAGUUGGUGGUGCUAUUGGUACUGGUCUUUUCGUAGGUAGUGGUAAGGCCCUGAGGACGGCAGGCCCUGCUGGUAUCUUGAUUGGUUGGACGGUUACAGGAAGUAUGAUAUAUUGUAUGGUUAUGGCAGUUGGUGAAUUAGCUGUCAUUUUUCCCGUUUCUGGUGGUUUCACCACCUACGCAACUAGAUUUAUUGAUGAGUCCUUCGGUUUUGCCGUUAAUUUCAACUAUAUGUUACAAUGGCUAGUCACCUUACCUCUGGAAAUUGUCGCGGCCUCCAUAACUGUUAAUUAUUGGGGUGUGGAUCCCAAAUACCGUGACGGUUUCGUGGCUUUGUUUUGGGUGGUCAUUGUUUCGAUAAACCUAUUUGGUGUGAAAGGUUAUGGGGAGGCUGAAUUUAUCUUUGCUGUUAUUAAAGUUAUUACCAUUAUUGGAUUCAUUAUAAUGGCAGUCGUCCUGGUUUGCGGUGGUGGUCCUCAAGGCGGGUUUAUUGGUGCUAAAUAUUGGCACAACCCUGGAGCCUUUGUAGGUGCUACGCCGGGGCUGAAAUUCAAAGGAUUUUGUACCGUUUUUAUCACAGCUUCAUUUUCCUUUGGAGGAAGUGAAGUUGUCGGUAUAGCGGGCUCUGAGGCUGAAAACCCAAGAAAAUCGGUUCCAGGCGCCGCUAAACAAGUUUUCUGGAGAAUUAUUCUGUUUUACGUCAUUUGCUUGUUAUUAAUUGGUAUGUUAGUCCCUUACAAUGAUCCCGUCUAA
Saccharomyces kudriavzevii IFO 1802 is the source of this 1050-nucleotide messenger RNA. RefSeq lists its product as uncharacterized. Gene Ontology annotation, cellular component: membrane. The coding region runs from base 1 to 1050 and encodes 349 amino acids. Lineage: Eukaryota; Fungi; Ascomycota; Saccharomycetes; Saccharomycetales; Saccharomycetaceae. Gene Ontology annotation, biological process: amino acid transmembrane transport. The transcript has a single exon. Gene Ontology annotation, molecular function: amino acid transmembrane transporter activity. The record is from RefSeq and is a predicted model, not a curated record.